This is a messenger RNA of Bradysia coprophila, 1190 nucleotides long. Its product is annotated as protein obstructor-E-like. NCBI's taxonomy places the organism in Eukaryota, Metazoa, Arthropoda, Insecta, Diptera, Sciaridae. Gene Ontology annotation, molecular function: chitin binding. Gene Ontology annotation, cellular component: extracellular region. The record is from RefSeq and is a predicted model, not a curated record.
CAUCGGUAUAAAUACCAGCACCUAACACUGGUAGGUUAGAUAGUCUUCCUGAAAGUGAUUAUUGGUUCAUACCUACCUGUAUUGCCUCAUAAAAAUGUUGAACCGGUGUGCAUGGAUUACGUUGGUAAUAGCUGCAAUUUACAUCCUUAGUGGUAUAUCAACCGAUGUCCCAAUCAAGGUGACAAACAACUUCUGCAACGGCUCAUGCAACAAUAAUAUUUGUCUCGACCAUGCCAACAACACCGUUGUACCCAACAACGACAGUUGCACACAAUAUUUCAUCUGUACAGAUGGACAUCCACAACCGAAUACGUGUCCGACCGGUCAAUGGUUCAAUCAGAUCGAAUUGACUUGCGACAGUUCGAAAAACGACAAGUGUAAUCCAGGCGAUGAAUUCAAGUGUCCGGCUCAGGGAAUAUUCUUUUACCCGCACGAGAAAUAUUGUGACAAGUACAUCAUGUGCUAUGCCGGUUUUCCCAUACUCAGUCAUUGUGCCGAUGGGCUAUACUUCGAUCGGGAGUCAUUGAAAUGUGAUAAACCGGAAGUUGCUGAAUGUAAAAUGGAAAAAUGUCCGAUCAACGACGGUCCAUUUGAACUUAUCUUCUUGCCGAGUGAUGUCGAUUGCGAAAAAUACUACAUCUGCUACAAAGGAGAACCUAUGGAGCAAUACUGUGCUCCUGGUAUUCACUGGAAUGCAGUCACUGAUCAGUGCGAUUUUGCAGAAAACGUCAACUGUACGUACGUGAAACCAGCCGAGCCGGUACCACCACAGCCUCAUGAGAUACCCUGUGCCGACGGAAUUUACUUCGAAAGGCAUCCUAACAGCUGUGAACACUACUUCAUUUGCUCCUUCGGUGUAUCAAUUAUGUUGGAUUGUGCAAAAGGCUUCCAUUUUGAUAGUAAGAACAAUUGGUGUGACUAUCCGGAAUCUGCUCAGUGCAAACCUACCCCUUAAAGCUGAAAUGUAUUUGGAAUGAAAAAAAUGGUUUUUGUUGGUCUGUGGUCUGUUUUGUGCAUUUCAUUUCAUUUCAAUCUUUGUGCCCCUGUACCCAAAGGUGUAGCCAGUGUUCUGUUAUGUAUUAAAUGAAGUAAAUAAUUUUGCAUCAAGUCUUAGGCGUUGCAGUAGGCAAAUGUGAUCGUACUCUGGCCGUUACAAAUAAAUUUUAAAAUUAAUUAAUAAAUGGAAAAAU